AUGGCAGACUACGUUGCCCACUAUUUGAUAGCCACCGGUUGCAACAUCAACUCAUUAGACCACUUCGACAAUUCGCCAUUGACAAAUGCGAUUGAGUCGAAUAGGGUCAGCUUGGCCAAAAUCAUCUUGCAGGCAGGUGCUGCUCGUAGUAAUUGUUGUUACAAGGAUGGGUACGGACCCCUCUUUUUAGCUAUUAAAAAUGGGCACAUUGGCAUGGUGAAAAUGCUUCUGAAAAUGGGAUUCAGAGUAUCCGACAGGAACUUUGUGAAUGAAACUCCGUUACAUGUUGCUGUUAAGCUCUAUUCAGGUAACGUGAGAAUACUACAAGCUUUAAUCGACGCAGGUGCAGACGUAAAUGCAAGGAACAAAAAGGGUUGCACACCCUUGCAUUUUGCUCAAAACGAAAGUGCAAUGGAAGUGCUCUUGAAAAAUGGCGCAGACGUCCACGCAACGUCGGACGUGGGUGAAACGCCGUUGCAUACCAUCGUAGCUGGUGACGUAAAUCUUAGGGCGUUGAAAACCCUCAUCAUCGCUGGAAGCAAUUCAAAUUGUCUCGAUAACAAAGGAAGAGGCGUAAUUCACAAAUCGUUCAUGACCUUUCGUCACCACAGACAAGUAUUAAAGAUUUUGGUGGACAAUGGUGCUUCUGUCAACACAAUCGACCACGAUGAUCUCGAUCCUCUCACUUUCGGCAUAAAACAAUUGCAAAUUGAUACGCGUCAUUAUGACGAUGAUGACGACGACCACUUUUCUGACGAUUCAAAUCGGAUCCCACUUACAACUGUUUGGAUGGAAGAAUUAAUAAAACUCGGUGUGAAAGUAUCCCGGAGAAAUUUCAAUAAAAGUCCUCUCCGUUUCGCUCUUUCUUACGCUCCCUACAGUGGAUUAGUGAGCUUUUUACUAAGUAAAGGAGCAACGUUUGACUUCAAGAACAGAUUCGUACUUGAUGUAUUGAAUCAAGAAAAAUUACGUAAAACUAGUUAUGUUUUAAUUAGUCACGCUGCAAUUUUCAUGAUAAAACAUGUAAAUAAUGGACCAAGAAAUUUUACUGUAAAAAUAUUGAAUGACCAACAGCGGAGUUAUUACGCUGAAUGCAUUCGUGAACUGAACUUUAUGAAAAACAAGAAAAUACUCGAGACGAACGUUACUUUGCUUGAACUUUUUCUGGAUAAGUCUAUAGCCCGUUACGCACGAGAUGAAAUUAUGAUAAGUGCUAUAGAAAUAGAGCUGAAAACCACACUGUUGCCGAUUUAUGGAAAAAGAUUGGCCAAACGAUUUUUUGACGAGAAAGAGAAACAAAGUCUUACUUCAGGAGCUUUUAGAGGUCUCGAACGUGUUUUGAAUAUUAGUCGAUAUUCUUGUAUAACGAUUUUUGAUAAUAUUAAUAAGUAUUUAAAUGAGGAUGACAUGGUUGCCUUGUCAAAGAUUUGA
Messenger RNA from Copidosoma floridanum, 1431 nucleotides. RefSeq lists its product as uncharacterized. NCBI's taxonomy places the organism in Eukaryota, Metazoa, Arthropoda, Insecta, Hymenoptera, Encyrtidae. Gene Ontology annotation, molecular function: protein binding. The record is from RefSeq and is a predicted model, not a curated record.